Mucor velutinosus is the source of this 981-nucleotide messenger RNA. RefSeq lists its product as uncharacterized. The record is from RefSeq and is a predicted model, not a curated record. Lineage: Eukaryota; Fungi; Mucoromycota; Mucoromycetes; Mucorales; Mucoraceae. The transcript has a single exon. The coding region runs from base 1 to 981 and encodes 326 amino acids.
AUGUUGAAAAAGAUUUUUAACCCUAAAAGAAAACGUCAGGAACCAGGGCGUCAUAACACCAACAAAAUCACACUGGAUCCAGCUUCUGCAGCAAUUCUUUCUCGCCAUUUCUCUCCAUUGUCCUCUAGAGCAAAGUCUCCCUCUGAUUUGCUUGAUAUCGUUGGCUAUCCUCUUGCGACCAACGCUACAAACUAUCACAAGUUUAGUCAAUCUUCACCAGAUUUAUCAACUCCGUUGAACGAACAGGAUGAAAAUAGUAUAACAAUAACUUCGCCCAAUGUUUCCACUGCAGCUAGAGUCGCAGGAGGAGAUACUAAGGCACCCAUAUGUAAUGAACCUAUAUAUCGCCUUACUAUACGAAACAUGACUACACCACUGUCAACAUCAACAUCUUCCCCUGAUUUGACCAGAGAUCAAUUAUUAUUGGAGACGAGUCGGGAGGAUAAAACGUUGGUUGAAAAGGAAGCUCUAGAUCAUACCUUGGAAGUCUACCGCCUACAACAAAAGCUGUUAGAAUUUGAAAAUGAAAGGGAAGCAUGGCAUCAGAAACUGAGAGGCUACAUUGAGCGUGAAGAGCAAAUGAGGAAAAUUAUAAAAGAAAGUCAAUUACAAAUCAAUCAAUUAAAGUAUGGGUAUUACUCUUCAACUACCACACCGUCACGACAUGAUUCAUAUCGUACCAUAUCCACUCAUUCUUCUUCUUGGCCAACAGAGACGGAAGAGGAAGAAUUAGAGGAGGAGGAAGAUCCAGAAGAAGAAGAAAAUUUAGAAGAGGAAAGAAUGCAUUACGAUGUUUAUCAGCAUCACCAUCAACGUCCUUUAUACCAAUUGAAUGAUCAACAUUUAUACCAGUAUUACGAUAAAAGAAGAUAUUACGACUAUCAUUAUUAUCCCCAACAACAUCAGCGUCAACAGCGACAUCAAGCAUGGUCUUCUCAGCAACAGCAUUAUCAACCACAAGAUUUCUUCUAUUACGAAUGA